Funneliformis caledonium is the source of this 230-nucleotide messenger RNA. The record is from the annotation of a GenBank genome assembly. NCBI's taxonomy places the organism in Eukaryota, Fungi, Glomeromycota, Glomeromycetes, Glomerales, Glomeraceae.
GGGCUGCACUUACUAGAGGAAUAAAUAAAAAUUCUUUUCAAACAGUAUUAGCAACAAUUGGAAUAACAAAUCAAUGUUAUAAGAAGUCUUAUUAUAAUUAUCAAAUACGCAUAUAUAAACCUAUUAUUGACAAUGCAAAAUUCAGUAGUGAAACAAUUUUACUUGAGAUUCUAGAUCAAUUAGAAUUAACUCAUUUAUCAAGUCAAGAAAAAUUGUUCAUAACUUGUUAA